Salvia splendens (bonfire salvia) is the source of this 1307-nucleotide messenger RNA. Its product is annotated as putative germin-like protein 2-1. Gene Ontology annotation, molecular function: manganese ion binding. The transcript is spliced from 2 exons. NCBI's taxonomy places the organism in Eukaryota, Viridiplantae, Streptophyta, Magnoliopsida, Lamiales, Lamiaceae. The record is from RefSeq and is a predicted model, not a curated record. The coding region runs from base 588 to 1307 and encodes 239 amino acids.
GUUAUUGCACAUGACAACGUCAAUUUAAUUGAGAUCAAUAUAUUUUAAUGAAGCUUGUUUAUAAGAAAAUAUGGCUGUUUCAGACAGAUUCAAAUGCAUAACUGGUAUUCUAGAUUUUAUAUAUGUCAAUUUUAAUUCGGUAAAUUACACAACUAAUUCACCCACUUUUUCUUAUAUAAUUAAUCAUGCAUAUCUUAGUGUUUUCUUGUCUACUAAAUCUUCUAAAACGGCAUAUGCUUCUGUUGAGAUUCCUAAUUAUCUAGUGCACAACUGCACGCUUAUUCUUCAUUUGAUCCUCUAUUGAUUUUCAUAUUUUUCUUAGCCAAGUUGAAAAUGAAAGAUCAACACCCUUGACUUUAUAUUAUAUACUUCCCCUCUAGGUUUGAUUAAUUUGAUGGAGACUAAUUAUAUAGAAGCUCAAUCAAAUAUGCUUUGAUAGAGAAAUUAACAGCAGGCAAUAUAUAUUAUAACUAGUGGAGUGCUUGAUUGGUGGAUUUUGAAGAAGUCUAAAUAAAAUUAGAUUAUAAAAAUAUGAAUGUAGAGUAUUAGUUAUAUGAUGAAUUUCUCCUAUAAAAAGCAGUGAUACGAUGCUAAGUUUUCCAUCACAACAACAAUAUAUCAUCAAACAUACGAAGAUGGCUUUUCUUUUAUGCGCCAUUGUUCUUGUUUCUUCAUGGGCUUCGAUGACAUAUGCUUCCGAUCCCGGCCAGCUUCAGGAUUUCUGCGUUGCUGUUCCCGAUUCCAGCUCUGCAGUUUUUGUGAACGGGAAGUUUUGCAAGAACCCGACCAUGGUGGUCGCGGAUGAUUUCCUCAGACAGGGUCUAAACAAGGCCGGAAACACAUCCAAUCAGGUUGGAUCGGCCGUGACCGCAGUCAACGUUAACCAGCUUCCCGGGCUCAACACUCUAGGCGUUUCCCUGGCUCGCCUCGACUUCGCCCCAUACGGGAUCAACCCACCCCACACCCACCCCCGUGCAACCGAAGCCUUCCUCUUGAUGGAAGGCACUCUUUAUGUGGGCUUCGUCACUUCCAACCCAGCCGAUCCGGCCCAGAAGAACAAGCUCUUUACCAAAUAUUUGUACCCCGGAGAUGUCUUCGUCUUCCCACAAGGUCUCAUCCACUUUCAGUUGAACGUUGGAAAGACCAACGCCGUUGCAUUUGCUGGCUUCGGCAGCCAGAACCCAGGUACCAUCACCAUUGCCAAUGCGGUGUUCGGGUCGGACCCCAAGAUCAACCCAGAUGUGCUGGCCAAGGCUUUCCGGGUUGAGAAGAACAUUAUCGAUUACAUUCAGGCACAGUUCAACUAA